UCGGCGAGGCGCAGCAGCAGCAGCAGCAGCAGCAGCAGCAGCAGCAGCAGCAGCAGCAGCAGCAGCAGCAGCAGCAGCAGCAGCAGCAGCAGCAGCAGCAGCAGCAGCAGCAGGGCCAGUGGCAGCAGAGACAGCAACGGGAUCAGAAGCAGCCGCAGCAGCAGCAGCGGCAGCAGCGGCAGCAGCGGCAGCAGCGGCAGCAGCAGGGCCAAUGGCAUUAG
Molecule: messenger RNA, 221 nt
Organism: Monoraphidium neglectum
Lineage: Eukaryota; Viridiplantae; Chlorophyta; Chlorophyceae; Sphaeropleales; Selenastraceae
Exons: 1
Source: RefSeq, a predicted model, not a curated record